AAAAUGGACGUGUAGAAAAGUUCUUAUUACAUUUAGGCGAUAUACCAGAAAAAUAUAAACCAAAGCUUCCAGUUGAUUAUAAAAAGGCUAUUACCGAUUAUCUUAGAGAAAUUGGGGAGGUAAUUAAAGAUACUAUUAAAGAACGUUGGCCAUCGUUUGAUUACUUUAAGAAUGUUCUUCUAGUUAUUGCCGUUCCUGCAGAAUUUUCUGAAAACGCAAAAGCAAUUAUGAGAAUAUGUACAUUUAAUGCAGGAUUGAUCAAAGAAGAAUGUUCAACAAAUUUACAAUUUAUUACAGAAUCUGAAGCUGUUGCAGUAUAUUGCAUGGAAAAUCUCAAAAAACAGAAUCUUGCGCAGGCAGGAACUAAUUUUAUGGUACUUGGCUGUCGCAGUGAUCGUUUCAUAGAUUUAACAACUCGCAAAGUAUUAAAUAAUGAUCAAUUAGGUGAAACAACUGAAAGAUAUGGAAGUACUCGUGGUGAACAUGCUUAUAUUGAAACAGAGUUGAUUGAAUAUUUACGAGGGAUACUAGGAGAUGUACAUAUGGAUUUGCUUAGAGAUAAUGGACAAAUGCAAUAUUUGAUUCAACAAUUCUGUAACUAUUGUAAAAUUUCUUUUACAGGAGAUGAAAAAGACUUUGUAAUAUAUGAUUUGAAAAUUGAACAUAUUGAACGAUACAUUAAAGAUGAUAAUAUCAGGAAAAAAUUCGAAGAUCUCGAUUGGAUUAUUGAAAUUUAUUUUUUAACUAUGAAAUCAAUAUUUGAACCUGUUAUUCGACGCAAUCUCAGUCUGAUAAAAACGCUGUUAGAUAAUAAUGUUCAUGAGACUUUUUCUGCAAUUUUUUUAGUUGGAGAUUUCUGUGAAUCAAAAUAUUUACAAAAAAGAAUUAAACAAGAAUUUAGUCAUCGAGUAUUUAAUAUUUUAGUUCCUUUUCAACCUACAGUAGCAAUUUCACGUGGAGCAGUAAUUUAUGGAUUACCUUGAAUAAUAUUGAAAAUUCAAAGUUACAAAGUUACACAUCAUUUUAUACCAUUAGUUCUUAAGAAAACGACUCAUAGAUUUUUUAUAUGAUAUUCUUAGCAUAGAGCUUUUAGGAGAACUAUGGCCUUAUUAGAAUGUUUGACUUGAAAAAUGGAAAUUAUUGUUGGCAAAGAAUAUACAAACUGUCAAAAUUAUGGAACUACUUUUAAAUUUAACCUUGAUGGUCAAAAUACUUUAUUUAAAUUUUUAAGAGCAAUAGAAAG
Messenger RNA from Rhizophagus irregularis DAOM 181602=DAOM 197198, 1243 nucleotides. RefSeq lists its product as uncharacterized. The record is from RefSeq and is a predicted model, not a curated record. Gene Ontology annotation, biological process: protein phosphorylation. Gene Ontology annotation, molecular function: protein kinase activity; ATP binding. Lineage: Eukaryota; Fungi; Glomeromycota; Glomeromycetes; Glomerales; Glomeraceae.